Messenger RNA from Chelonoidis abingdonii (Abingdon island giant tortoise), 1151 nucleotides. RefSeq names its product regulating synaptic membrane exocytosis 3 (gene RIMS3). Gene Ontology annotation, molecular function: transmembrane transporter binding; small GTPase binding. The record is from RefSeq and is a predicted model, not a curated record. Gene Ontology annotation, cellular component: cytoskeleton of presynaptic active zone; presynaptic membrane. Gene Ontology annotation, biological process: positive regulation of synaptic transmission; regulation of synaptic vesicle exocytosis; regulation of synaptic plasticity. Lineage: Eukaryota; Metazoa; Chordata; Testudines; Testudinidae.
GUUUUGGAGAAGCAGCAGGAGUGUCUUUUAUUCCUGUUUAUACCUGGACACUGUUGUCGGACUCCUCUAUUUGCUGAGCUGGCCCAGGAGCUCCCAGGACGGAGAGCGACUAGCUGACCAUGUUUAACGGGGAGACGAGUUCCUCCUCUGCUAAAAAUGUGGUUCGCAGCUCCAGCAUCAGCGGCGAGAUGUACAACGUCGAGAAGAGCAGUGGGGGCAACCCAGACUCUGCUAGCAUCACCUCCAACAAGAAGAGGCGCUCGAGCCUCGGGGCCAAGAUGGUGGCUAUCGUGGGGCUGUCCCAGUGGAGCAAGAGCACCUUGCAACUCAACCAACCCGACGGCGGCCCAAAGAAGCUGCGCAGUAACAUCCGGCGGAGCACAGAAACUGGCAUCGCUGUGGAGAUGAGGAACAGGAUCACCCGGCAGGGCAGCCGGGAAUCGACCGACGGCAGCACCAACAGUAAUAGCUCCGAUGGCACAUUCAUUUUCCCCAUGACCCGGCUGGGAGCCGAGAGCCAGUUCAGUGACUUUUUAGACGGGCUCGGGCCGGCGCAGAUUGUUGGCCGGCAGACACUGGCGACGCCUCCGAUGGGUGAUGUCCACAUUGGGAUGAUCGACAGGAGCGGGCAGCUGGAGGUGGAGGUGAUCCAGGCCAGGGGCCUCACCCCAAAGCUGGGUUCCAAGUCCAUCCCUGGAACUUAUGUUAAAGUUUAUCUGCUGGAGAAUGGGACCUGCCUGGCCAAGAAGAAGACCAAGAUGGCCAAGAAGACCUGGGACCCGUUCUACCAGCAGGCGCUGCUCUUUGACGAGGGUCCACAGGGCAGAGUUUUGCAGGUGAUUGUCUGGGGAGAUUAUGGCCGCAUGGACCACAAGUGCUUCAUGGGAAUGGCGCAGAUUGUCUUGGAAGAACUGGAUCUCUCCAACAUGGUCACAGGCUGGUACAAACUCUUCCCCACUUCCUCGCUGGCGGACUCCACCAUCGGCCCUCUGACGCGUCGCCUCUCCCAGUCCUCUCUAGAUAGUUCUACAAGUCCUUCUUGCCCCUAAGGGGCAGGGCUUAGGGCACGGGUGGGAGGGAGGGAAGGAAACAAGCUGGCCUACCAAAACCUUUGGUGGAACAGCUGUAAAUAUUCUGUGUCUGGUUUGGUU